Molecule: messenger RNA, 1704 nt
Organism: Neocloeon triangulifer
Lineage: Eukaryota; Metazoa; Arthropoda; Insecta; Ephemeroptera; Baetidae
Product: C-type lectin domain family 4 member M-like
Exons: 12
Coding region: 207-1634 (475 amino acids)
Biological process (GO): biological process involved in interspecies interaction between organisms
Cellular component (GO): external side of plasma membrane
Molecular function (GO): carbohydrate binding
Source: RefSeq, a predicted model, not a curated record
UGGGAGCUAGACAAUCGAUGGGGAGGUCAAGAACGGGGUCGUCCGUCGGCCCGGCGCGACCAAGAGACGGGUGCGAGUGCCCUGUUAUUAAAUUACUAUUGUAUUGACUCGCGGGGAAUAAAAUACUAAAAAAAAAAUGAAUGGGGAAAUGAGAUGCACCAGUUUUUACACAAAUCGGUGCGGCAUUCAUUCUUCAGACGGCGGCGAUGGAGACGACACGAUUUCUGCUGCUGAUCGCGGCCUUUGGCGUUCUUUCCGUCCACUCAAAGAAGUGCCCUCCGGGCAGCGACCCAUGUUCAGGCAAUAUGGAGUUUUUGAGGGCGGAAAUCGAAAAAGCGACUCAAGAGUACAAAACGACUCUGGAGCAAAAGGUGAACGAAAUCGCACAAAUUUUGCGACAUAUGGCCGGAGACAACCUGAUUGAAAACGCAGGCAGAGAUAUUUCCGUCGACGCUUUGAAGGGUGAGUGUUCACUGAAGGAAAUCCACACAAAACUUUCCACUUUCGAAAACGAGCUGACGUCGGCCCUGAAAGAAUUGCCAACGCGAAUUUCCAGGGUGGAUGGAAAAUUUGAGCUCACCAUGAAGAAAUUCGAGCAGGACAAAGUCAGCACUCUGAACUUUUUGGACGUCAAGUUAGGCGAGAUAAAAACCACUAUUCUGACUGAGUUGUACGCAAAACUCUCAGACAUGGCAUUGAAAAGUGAAAAACUGGACAUUGGUCGCAGUCAGCAAAUUCAAAGCUUGGAAACUAGAAUUGCGACUAAACUGGAACCCAUGGUGGUUGAGGUUGAGCGAAAGAUGAAUAAAUUUAUGGAGAAGGUGGACAAAACUGAAGAGAAAAAACAACUUGCCCGGGACAUCCAGAAACGAAGUGUUGAAGAAAUGUUUUAUUCUCUAAACACAACCAUACUGUCCGAAAUGAACGCGCACUUUGCGCGUGCUGACGAAAAGCUGACUGAGCUGGACCAACACCGCGAGAAGACGAUUGAAGAUCUGGACGAAAAAAUUACGGCUCUUGUUUCGCCGCUCGCUCGGGACGUGAGAGAAAGCUCACUGCUCAUUAGUAAGCAGAUUGAGCAGUUGAACAACGAGUCGCAAGUAAGAGGACAAGAAAUGACCAAUUUCCUAAGCAGGGCUGCCGAAUCCCUUAAAAAGGUUUUUCUUCUUCUAAAUAAAAUUGAAAUUAAACUAUUGUCAGACUGCUCUAAAGCUGGUCGUCUCACCUUGACAGCGCUUUCAACUGGGCAAUAUUAUUUUAGCACAGUUGAGACGGACUGGUACAAGGCAAAGGCAUUUUGUGACCGAUUUGGAAUGCAACUGGCAAGCAUCGAAACCGAGGAAGAACGCAAAACUUUAUUCGAGGCAGCACCCAUAAAAAAUAAUUAUUACUGGCUGUCAGGCAGUGACAUCGGUCACAUUCCAGGCCACUUCUACUGGUCGACCGGACACCGCGUGGACGACACGUGGUGGUCCAGUGGACAGCCGAACGAUUUCGGCGAGGGCAAGGAGACGUGCCUCGAGUUGCACACAAACGGCGGCCGCCUCAUCGACUACAAGUGCAGCGACGACGACUACUUCAUUUGCGAACUUGGCCCCGACUGCAAGUACUUCAACAACCUGCUGCAGCAGUAAUUGACGCCUUGAUUGAUAUUCAUUAAUUAAUUAAGCCAAGGGAAAUCUCACGCACCUUUCUUCGCCCCUU